GCUGGGCCAACUCCGCGGCGCAGGCGGCGGCGGAGCGCGGGGAGCUCGCGGCGGGUCCAGCUGCCGCAGCACCAUGCCCGAGCCCCCCUCCGGGCAGCAGCCGCGCGCCGCCGGGGCCCCGGUAGGGGAGGAUGCCAGACGCCCGGGAGAGGCCAGGGCAGCAGCGGCGGCGGCGGCGCGAUGGUGGUGACCACCUCUGCCCGAGGCGGCGGCGGGGACCGCACACCCUCCCGGCGGCGGGGCUGCGGGCUCGCGCCGGCCGGGGCCGCGGCGCUGCUGGCCGGGGCAAGCUGCCUGUGCUACGGCCGCUCCCUGCAGGGCGAGUUCGUGCACGACGACGUGUGGGCGAUCGUGAACAACCCCGACGUGCGGCCCGGCGCCCCGCUCCGCUGGGGCAUCUUCACCAACGACUUCUGGGGCAAGGGCAUGGCCGAGAACACCAGCCACAAGUCCUACCGGCCGCUCUGCGUCCUCACCUUCAAGCUAAACGUAUUUUUGACUGGUAUGAACCCAUUCUACUUUCAUGCAGUAAAUAUAAUUUUACACUGCUUAGUGACCCUUGUGCUGAUGUACACCUGUGAUAAAACUGUCUUCAAGAAUCGUGGACUUGCUUUUGUAACGGCAUUGCUUUUUGCUGUACAUCCUGUUCAUACUGAGGCGGUGGCUGGGAUCGUUGGCAGAGCGGACGUGUUAGCGUGUCUGCUGUUUCUAUUGGCCUUUCUCUCCUACAACAGGAGUCUGGAUCAGGGCUGUGUUGGGGGAAGUUUCCCUUCCACGGUGUCUCCCUUCUUCUUGAUGCUCAGUUUGUUUCUGGGGACCUGUGCGAUGCUGGUGAAAGAGACAGGCAUCACGGUGUUUGGAGUGUGCUUGGUUUAUGACCUCUUUUCCCUUUCCAACAAGCAAGACAAGUCGAGCAAUGGGGCCCUCUGUCCACGCAGCCCACAGCAGCCCGGGAGCCCCCAGCCCUCCUCACUGCCAGGCCAUCCUCACCGGGAGAAUGGGAAGCAGCAGCGGUUCCCUCACAAAGGAGCUUGGGGUGGCUGCCACUCUCCACUGCCACCAGAACCCAAGAGCAGUGGAUUCCCAGUGUCCCCACGAGCUGUGUGGUCCAUGAUGAGGUAUCUGAGAGCAAGCAGCAAUAGAAAUUUCCUGCUUACCAUGAGACCAUUUUUAAAAAGGGCCAUUUUGGUCCUAAGUUAUGUGCUUGUCAUUUUGUACUUCCGUCUGUGGAUAAUGGGAGGAUCUAUGCCCCUCUUUUCAGAGCAGGAUAAUCCAGCUUCAUUUUCGCCUUACAUUCUUACGAGAUUCCUCACCUAUUCCUACCUCUUGGCCUUCAACGUGUGGCUUCUGCUUGCACCCGUGACCCUGUGCUAUGACUGGCAGGUCGGCAGUAUUCCUCUGGUAGAGACCAUAUGGGACAUGCGGAACUUAGCCACCAUCCUUCUGGCAGUUGUGAUGGCCUUAUUGAGCCUGCACUGCUUAGCAGCCUUUAAGAGACUGGAGCACAAGGAGGUUUUAGUCGGCUUGUUGUUCCUGGUGUUCCCGUUCAUUCCAGCCAGCAACCUCUUCUUCAGGGUGGGUUUUGUGGUGGCGGAGAGAGUCCUUUACAUGCCUAGCAUGGGCUACUGCAUCCUUUUUGUGCAUGGACUGAGCAAGCUCUGCACUUGGCUGAAUCGAUGUGGGGCCACCACCCUGAUUGUGUCCACUGUGUUGCUGCUGUUGCUUUUCUCUUGGAAAACUGUGAAACAGAAUGAAAUUUGGCUGUCAAGAGAGUCCCUAUUCAGGUCUGGAGUUCAAACUAUGCCCCACAAUGCCAAGGUUCACUACAACUAUGCCAAUUUCCUGAAGGACCAAGGUCGGAACAAGGAAGCGAUCUACCACUACAGAACAGCCCUCAAGUUGUAUCCACGCCAUGCAAGUGCGCUGAACAACCUUGGAACACUGACGAGAGACACAGCAGAGGCAAAGAUGUACUAUCAGAGGGCUCUCCAGCUCCAUCCACAGCAUAACCGGGCUCUUUUCAAUCUGGGGAAUCUCCUCAAGUCCCAGGAGAAAAAGGAAGAAGCUAUCACCUUACUGAAGGAUUCCAUCAAGUAUGGUCCAGAGUUUGCAGAUGCAUAUUCAAGCUUAGCUUCGUUAUUGGCUGAGCAGGAGCGGUUUAAAGAAGCUGAAGAAAUAUACCAAACUGGAAUAAAGAACUGUCCAGAUAGCUCAGAUUUACACAACAACUAUGGGGUUUUCUUAGUUGAUACUGGCUUACCAGAAAAGGCAGUGGCCCAUUACCAACAGGCCAUCAAACUUAGCCCCAGUCAUCACGUGGCCAUGGUGAACUUGGGAAGACUCUACAGGUCACUGGGAGAGAACAGCAUGGCUGAAGAAUGGUACAAGCGCGCUCUGCAGGUGGCACACAAAGCUGAGAUAUUGUCACCUUUGGGAGCACUGUAUUACAACACUGGCCGAUACGAAGAGGCUUUGCAGAUUUACCAGGAAGCUGCAGCACUUCAGCCUUCUCAGAGGGAGCUCCGCUUGGCACUGGCUCAGGUUUUGGCCAUGAUGGGUCAGACAAAAGAAGCUGAAAAAAUGACCAAUCACAUUGUGUCGGAGGAGACCGGAUGCCUUGAAUGCUAUCGCCUCUUGUCAGCCAUCUAUAGCAAGCAGGAGAACCACGACAAGGCACUUGAUGCUAUAGACAAGGCUCUCCAGCUGAAACCAAAGGACCCAAAAGUCAUUUCUGAACUUUUUUUCACAAAAGGAAACCAAUUAAGAGAGCAGAACCUUCUUGACAAAGCUUUUGAGAGCUAUAGAGUGGCUGUGCAACUAAAUCCAGACCAAGCACAGGCCUGGAUGAACAUGGGUGGCAUCCAACACAUCAAGGGAAAAUAUGUGUCUGCAAGAGCUUAUUAUGAGAGAGCCUUACAGCUGGUUCCAGACAGCAAACUGCUGAAGGAAAAUCUUGCCAAAUUGGAUCGCCUAGAAAAACGAUUACAAGAAGUUCGAGAAAAGGAUCAAACAUAGCACCGCCGUCUGACCCAACCUCAUAGGAUAAUGUGGUGCCUCUGAAAGGGGAGUGAUGGAAGCCAUGCUUUCACAUCAGCAGGGGCACAACUAAUGAGAUUUUCUCUCAUUCUGAGUUCAGGGUGACACAUUUUGGGACAUCUGCUGGUAGCCCAGUGCUGAAGGACUUGCUUUUCCAUGAAGAAGACGAAAACAGCAAACAAGGGCAAGAAGGUCUGAGAGGGAAGGAGAACGACAUUUACACAUUUUACAGAUUUUUGUUUGGUUUAACUCCAGAUUUCUCUUGAUAUAUCUCUGUGCUUUUGAGACCUGGAGAUCUAAUUCUGUUUAGACAUUUUUUUGUCCCAGAAAUACAGAAGCUUGAAAUGCUGUGAAGGCAGAGCUUCUUUUCUUUAUGGGAUGAAAUAUUUUAAAAGAGGAUAAAUCCUCUGUGGUAAGCCAUUUGGAAAAUCCUACCAAGAAUUGGCUUAUUUAAUUCUCCAGAACCAGAAAUGAGUAUCUAAUAGCUUUUGUAGAACCUUCCAGAAUAUGUGAGGAAAAAGGGCUAUUGCUAAGUGAGCUUUAUCUAACAUCCCCCUAAGAGUUUUACUAGUGCUUUUUUGAGGAAAUAAAGGGAAGCUCCUGGAAUUGUAUAUGGAUAUCUUUAUCCCUAGGGGGAAAUCAAGGAGCUGGGCACCCCUAAUUCUUUAUGGAAGUGUUUAAAACUAUUUUAAUUUUAUUACAAGUAUUACUAGAGUAGUGGUUCUACUCUAAGAUUUCAAAAGUGCAUUUAAAAUCAUACAUGUUCCCGCCUGCAAAUAUAUUGUUAUUUUGGUGGAGAAAAAAUCGUAUAUUCUACAUAAAAGAAUUAAAGAUAUUAACUGAGAGAAA
This is a messenger RNA of Pongo pygmaeus (Bornean orangutan), 3885 nucleotides long. It is a transcript of the gene TMTC1, whose product is annotated as transmembrane O-mannosyltransferase targeting cadherins 1. Gene Ontology annotation, molecular function: protein binding; mannosyltransferase activity. Gene Ontology annotation, biological process: RNA processing; protein O-linked glycosylation via mannose. The record is from RefSeq and is a predicted model, not a curated record. The coding region runs from base 181 to 3015 and encodes 944 amino acids. Lineage: Eukaryota; Metazoa; Chordata; Mammalia; Primates; Hominidae. The transcript is spliced from 20 exons.